CAUUGCAAUUUAUCAAUAAUGACUCUUUGGAGUUACAUGAGAAUGUUUAGUUUGUUUGUAUUGUUGUGGGUGGUAAAUUUGGGAGGCAGAGAUGCGGUUUUGGCAUACUCAUCACAAAAUGCAACUGCACUAGCGCUCACUUUAUGUCUGAGUGGAAACGGCAUCGAAAACGUGACGUUCAAAAGCUCUUCUUCAUCAGCCAACUACUACUCGCUCCUCGAAUUCUCUCUCCAGAAUCUGCGCUAUGCGGAAGAAAGCGUUUCCAUACCAUACGCUUUAAUUGUCCCGGAGAGCAGAGACCAACUUCACAAGUCAGUGCAGUGCUCCAUACAACACGGCUGGCAGAUCGUGAUGCGCAGUGGAGGGCACAGCUAUGAGGGUCUUUCCUCCACUUCUCAGGCUCCCAAUUUCGUCAUCAUCGAUGUCAUGAAAUUGGAAAGAGUUGAGGUGGAUAUGAAAUCCAAGACUGCUUGGGUGGAAUCCGGUGUAACUUUCGGCCAACUCUACUCCGCCAUUGCAAACAAGACUUCGCUCUACGGUUUCCCUGCGGGAGUCUGCCCGACAGUAGGCGUGGGCGGGUCUUUGAGUGGAGGUGGGCUUGGGUUGCUCGCAAGGAAAUAUGGCGUCUCUGCAGACCACGUUACAAAUGCUCUCCUUGUGGACGCCAAUGGCAAAUUGGUAGACAGAAAGGGGAUGGGAGAAGACGUUUUCUGGGCUAUCCGAGGAGGAGGUGGAGGGAGCUGGGGCGUGGUUGUGGCGUGGCAGAUAAGGCUUGUCAAAGUGCCUCCCAAAAUCACUGUGUUCAACUUCAACAGAACGGGAAGCGAUAACGUGACAGAGCUUGUACAACGAUGGCAAACUGUUGCACCGUUUGCUCCGGAGAAUCUGUUUAUCCGUGUCUUCGUCUUCGGCGGCAGUCCUGUUAACCUUACCUUUAAUGGGAUGUAUUUGGGUCCUCAACAUCAAUUUCUCAAACUUGUGAAUGAGAUCUUUCCUGAGAUGGGUCUUGUCGCAGCCGAUUGUAACGAAACAGACUGGAUCGGCUCUGUAAUCUACACCGCCGUGGCCAACGGAUAUUCUGCCGAUCUCCGCAACAGAUAUUUUGCCACCAAAAGGUACUUCAAGAAUAAGUCCGAUUAUGUAACAAACCCUAUCUCCGCAUCAGGUCUUCAAGGAGCAUGGAAGAUCAUGGAACAGAAGCCCGACAGCAGUAUCAUAUUGUCUCCCUUCGGAGGCAUAAUGAAUAGGAUACCCUCCACUCGGCUUCCCUUCGCCCAUCGAUCAGGGUAUUUAUAUGAAAUUCAGUAUAUACUCAACUGGGAGGAAGGUAAAGAAGAUGCAGAAUCUCUGGCUUGGAUGCGAAUGUUUUACGAAUACAUGACUCCUUACGUAUCCAAAUCUCCUAGAGCUGCUUACGUCAACUACUUAGACCUUGACUUGGGUCAUGCAUCUGCUAAUGGAACCUCCACCGUAGAACAGGCAAAGUCGUGGGGGGAAAAGUAUUUUGGUGAGAAUUUCGUCAGGCUGGUGCAUGUGAAGACUAAAUUCGAUCCCAACAAUAUUUACAGGAAUGCUCAGAGCAUUCCCCCACUCAGUCACAGCUGAUUCUAUCUACUUAGUUUUCCUUAUUCAUUUCCGUGGAAGCUAGAAACUCUACUGCUUAAGAAUAAAAUUCAUUAACAAACCGACAAUUCUCUAUUCUAGUAGGAAUAGUGAAAGUGCUCUACGAUCAUCAUAUAAUGUAAUAUUUGACCGG
Messenger RNA from Cryptomeria japonica (Japanese cedar), 1756 nucleotides. Its product is annotated as berberine bridge enzyme-like D-1. The record is from RefSeq and is a predicted model, not a curated record. Bases 19 to 1605 code for a protein of 528 amino acids. Gene Ontology annotation, molecular function: oxidoreductase activity; FAD binding. The transcript has a single exon. NCBI's taxonomy places the organism in Eukaryota, Viridiplantae, Streptophyta, Pinopsida, Cupressales, Cupressaceae.